Molecule: messenger RNA, 2136 nt
Organism: Pocillopora damicornis (cauliflower coral)
Lineage: Eukaryota; Metazoa; Cnidaria; Anthozoa; Scleractinia; Pocilloporidae
Biological process (GO): protein sumoylation
Cellular component (GO): chromatin
Molecular function (GO): SUMO ligase activity; zinc ion binding
Source: RefSeq, a predicted model, not a curated record
GAUAGAGGAGGAAGCCAUUGCGAAUCCCAAAGCUGCAUCGCACUUCCUAUUAUAAAUUAUUUUGAAUAAUGGUAAUCCUCUUAAGGACAAUAAAUGGUCACUUGCUUUCUUUGUCAUAGACAAAGUUGUAUUUGAUAGCAAGUCAUCUGUUGAGGUCUUCACAAAACAAUAAAAAAGGGUGCUUUAAUCAACUCAAGCGCCAUCUGCAAUUUAUUCUCAUCCAUUGUUCAUAUUUGAAUGGAGGGAGCAUUAAAAUAGCACAUUUCCUGUCCUAGGCCUUAUUCAUUUUCAGGUUUCUUUCAUGCAAUUUUAAAUUUGCGUGUCACUGAGUUGUUUGUGAAUUAUUUCAAGUCGUCAUCGCGUUCAAAUUAAUUCUACUCAUCAACCCGUGCUUUGCUAGUCAUUAUCAAGAUCUCUCAGGACUUUCCACACAGUUAAAUACUCGCUAGGGAUUUAUGGUCCAAAGAUGGAUGAUGCUGGAUAACAAAUCAAGAUGUGCGACUGGUAAAGUAAUGGUGAAAUUGAUUUCAGUCCAGCGUUGUAUAACGUAUGUUUGCGGCGCUUUGUAACAGCGCACAAAUGGUUUAAAAUAGUAAGAACUCCCAACUAGGCCGCGUUCUCCGGUAUGGACAGUGACCCAUGUAACCAUCAAAAUGUGAAGCCAAGGUGGUACCUUUCAGGUUUAAACUAGCUACAACGGGAUUCAUGUAGAACAGUUGUUGGCACUUUGGAGAAAUGGUUCCACAUCAAGAGAAUAUAAACUGUUUAUAUUCUCUUGUCCCCCAUGUAUGAGAGGGUAAGGAGGACAGAUUCUACCGAUGUGUUUGCGGACCAGUCUCCCUGAUUUUCCUGCUUCUUUUUGGUUAAUUUCAGUGCAGAGCCACGCAAAUAAUAGCAUUAUUACAUCGCCGAACCCGUCUUGUCGCUAAAGACUGGGAACUAGUAGACGGAAGACGGUUGCAUCAUGAGAUCGAGGCGGGAGGAAGAGUAAAUUUAAGGAAAACAAAUUGCUGUCAUAUCUUUUGCAAGGCUUAAAAGAAAAGCAAUUUGACUUUGGAGGAAACUACUGCUAUAAAGUGCAUUUGUAAAAUGUCAAACGAGCGGCGAGAUCGACGGCUACGGGAGAAUGAGCGGGAGUCUCGAACACAUAGGUCUUCCUCGCACAGACAUCGUUCAAAUGAAACCCAUAAACAUGAUCAUGAUCGAAGACAUCGAAGACAUCGUCACCGACGCAGAAUACCUCAUCCAGAAAUGGAGCCUCGGUCUUCCACACACAUAUACUUUAAUGGAUCGGCAAGUAAUGUGCCUUCCGUUUCAGUUCACACUGACCAUGUUACCUUGGCUUCCAGUUUGAACUCGUUUAAUGAAGGAAUGGACACAUUGCUUGAUAAUUGCUUUGAGCUACUGGGUCGUCUGCGAAAGAAUCCCAUUGUUUAUUCCGGGAAUUCACAACAAACAAGUUCUAAUGGGAAACGUGGGGUUAACCAUUCUAAUUUAGCAGCCGUGCCGACAUCUCAAAAAACCAAAACCAGUGAGGUAAAUUUAAUAGUUCGUUACAGAACAAAUUUAUAUUCAGCCAUGUCCAGGCGGGACUUUCCCAGACUAUUACGUAAACCACUCAACUAUGAUUCAACUUGCCUCACCAAUCCAAUAUGGAGGCUUGAUUACUUGAUCAGAAUAAUUAGUGCUCACUCUCCAAAGAGUAUGCCUGCUAAGUGGGCUAAUUUUCAGCUUGCUCUCUAUUUUCAGAUUUGCAAAACCCUUACACCCCUUUCUGAGUUGGUAAUAGAUGGAUUUAUCCAGGGGAUUUUAGAAUCAGUGCCUGAAGAUAUGAAGAGUGUGGAGUUUACUCCUGAAGGCUUCUGGAGAAUCAAAGAGGGCAGUGAAUCAUUCUUGCCAAUCAAAAAGUCUUCUGUUGACUGUUACAGUGACUCCAAUCAACAAAAUACUGUUAUUGAUCUGACAUUUGAUACACCACCAAAAAUUGUACCCAAGAAGAUUUCUAAUGGUGAUGAAAAUUGUGGUGGAAGUAAUCCACAAAUUCAAGUCAUAGAUCUCACAGUGUCUCCUUAACCCUUUAGCUCCCAUUAGUGAUCAAGAAAGAGUUUCUCCUUACUACAUCUGUAAAAUAUCAUG